This is a messenger RNA of Trichogramma pretiosum, 4547 nucleotides long. It is a transcript of the gene Mp, whose product is annotated as collagen alpha-1(XVIII) chain. Bases 1 to 3519 code for a protein of 1172 amino acids. The record is from RefSeq and is a predicted model, not a curated record. The transcript is spliced from 25 exons. NCBI's taxonomy places the organism in Eukaryota, Metazoa, Arthropoda, Insecta, Hymenoptera, Trichogrammatidae.
AUGUUGGCGUUAAUUCUGAUCGUCCUACUGAGUUGCCGUGGGAUUUCGACCGCAUCCACGCAGGACUUUUUCGGCGAUAAAAAAGAGACCCACUUCGAUUUGCUGGAGGCGGCGGUCUCGCUGAUAGACGACAAGAGCCUCUACAUAAGCGACGGCUACGACGGCUUCCCGGCGUUCGGAUUUCGGCCGUCGUCCGAGGUCAAGCAGCCCUAUCGCAUGUACCUGCCGGAGAAGCUCAGCGCCGAGUUCACCAUCGUGGCCAUGUUCAAGAUCCAGUCGGCCAGGAACAGCUAUCUCUUCUCCGUGCUCAAUCCGUUCGAGACGGUCGUUCAGCUUGGCAUUCGGAUUUCGGAGGGCCCGUCGUCCAAUCAAAACAUAUCGCUCGUCUACACCAACUCCGACAUGCACUCGUUCUCCGACGAGGUGGCCAAGUUCACCGUGCCCAAGCUCGUGAGGAAGUGGUCCAAGAUCGUGAUACGCGUCACCAUGACCGAGGUCGUUCUCUACCUGAACUGCAACGAGGUCGGCCGCCAGCGGGUCACGCGGAUACCGCCCGAGCUCGUCUUCGACACGGCCAGCACGCUCUACAUCGCCCAAGGUGGUCCGCACAUACAGGAGAAAUACGACGGCUUGGUGCAAACGUUAAAAUUACACAUUGGAUAUCCUCAAGAUCUCGUCAAGUGCAAUGAAGACUUUAACUAUUUCUCGGGAGAUGGUUCAGGAGAUGAAGACGUCGACUUAUUUAGUGACUUAGAAGAAAUCAGUCCCUACGGAGUACCCAUCGUCCGAGGCAACGAAGACAGCAUCGAGGAAGCGAAACCAGCGACUCCUGCCACGACCCCGGCGCCGAUUCCAAAUCCCUCUUAUCAGGUGAAAGGAGAAAAGGGUGACAAAGGAGAGAAGGGCGAAGGCGUGAGAGGACCUCCGGGACCGCCUGGCAGAAGCUAUGAUCUCAACGAUGAGGAUUUGAUAACGAGACUGCCGAAAGGACCGCCCGGACCUAAAGGCGAUCCCGGCGAUUGCGGAUGCAACGCCAGCGCGGUUAUGAAUUCGUUCAUCAUGCCGCAGAUGCUGGUGGGCGAGAAAGGCGAGCCCGGACCACCGGGCAAGGAAGGCCGACCUGGACCACUCGGGUUAACGGGCUCGGCAGGUCCACCGGGCGAGCGUGGCCAGUUCGGGCCACCCGGACCGAAGGGCGACAAAGGCGACUUGGGUCCCCGAGGUCUGGAGGGCGCGCAAGGCGCCAAGGGCGAGCCCGGCCGCGACGGCGUAGCCGGAGAAAAAGGAGCUCAAGGUCCGCCAGGACCGCCUGGCAAAGGCGACUUCUCCAGCUUCGACCCCAGUUGGAAGCCCCGAGCUAUCUAUAGGACCGACGGUUACACAAUGAGACCUGGCCUGCCCGGACAAAAAGGCGACGAUGGAAAACCCGGUCAUCCCGGCCCGAAGGGCGAACCGGGAGUGCACGGAGCAAAGGGUAUCAAAGGCGACAUGGGUCACAAAGGCUCGAAAGGCGAUCACGGCAAGGAGGGCUCUCGAGGCUACCAAGGCAUCAAAGGCGAGCCCGGGGCGCCGGGCACGCCGGGACUGCCGGGUGCCAGCGGAGAGACCGGCCGUACAGGGGACAAAGGUGCCAAAGGUGAUAUCGGGCCGGAGGGAAAACCCGGACCCGCUGGACCGCCGGGCCCGGCGAGCAUCGGUGGCGGUACUUUCGUCAAUGGCGAUUCGGCUCUGAGAGUUAUAAAGGGCGAGCCCGGUGAACGAGGUUAUAAAGGGGACAUGGGUUUCAAAGGCGAAAAAGGUGAUCAAGGUGAAACGGGGGCGUCGGGCAUACCAGGCGUAAACGGAGUUCAAGGGCCGCAAGGAAAUAAAGGAGAGCCUGGUAAGGACGGCACACCCGGAUUUCCGGGAACGCCCGGUUCGAAGGGCGAGCGAGGCGAGCGAGGCCCGCCCGGAGUGACCGCGAUCGCAGGCUCGGGCGAUUACGUGACCAUUAAGGGUGAAAAAGGAGCCGAAGGUAAACGCGGCCGCAGAGGUAGGCCAGGACCACCAGGACCGGAAGGCCCGCCAGGAAAGCCCGGAACGUUUUCCGAAAUGGCCCUUCCUACUUGGCUCAAUAAUUUGAAGGGCCGAUCAGCAGCAGCCGGCAUUCCAGGCAAUCCUGGGCCAAAGGGUGAAAAAGGUGAACCCGCUAAUUUUUACGGUUCAGGAUUUAGCGCCAAAGGCGAAAAAGGGGACAAAGGCGACGUCGGUUAUCCCGGCAUACCCGGUGCACCCGGCCGAGACGGCCAUCGAGGGCCACCCGGACCCCCUGGACCGGCCAUACAAGGAACUUACAUACCAGUUCCCGGUCCUCCAGGUCCGCCGGGACCACCGGGUCCCCCGCACUCGGGAGGAGGCGGGGGAGCUGGCAAAAGCCAUAUUUAUGGCGAGCGUGACUAUUACGGCUCUCGACAGGGAUUAAGGAGCAGCUUGGACGAACUUAAAGCUUUGCGAGAGUUGAAAGAGCUUAAACUAAAAGAACAUUUAGGAUCUAACUCAGCUGCAUCGAAGAAUUCUUACGAGCCGACCACGAAAAUCGUUCCCGGGGCCGUAACUUUCCAAAACGCCGAAGCCAUGAUAAAGAUGUCCGCCGUGAGUCCCGUUGGUACACUGGCCUACAUCAUAGACGAGCAAGCGCUACUGGUCCGUGUAAACAACGGUUGGCAGUACAUUCCGCUCGGAACACUUUUGCCGAUAACGACACCUGCUCCCUCGACGAGCGUAUCGCCCUCCGUCGUUCCGCCUUUCGAGUCGUCCAAUUUGAUCAAUCAAUCCCCCAUUAAAACGGAUAACGGUGGCGCCUGGUAUCCCAAAAUGUUGAGGAUGGCCGCCCUGAACGAGCCGUUCACCGGUGACUUGCACGGCAUACGGGGCGCUGAUUACUCGUGCUAUCGACAAUCGAGACGUGCCGGAUUAAGGGGCACUUUUCGAGCUUUUCUCAGCUCGCGCGUCCAAAACGUCGACAGCAUUGUCAGGAUAAGCGAUCGUGAUUUGCCCAUCGUGAAUAUCAAGGGCGACGUCCUAUUCAAGUCGUGGAAGGACAUGUUCAGCGGUCGCGGGGCAUACUUCUCACCCAAUUCGAGAAUCUACAGCUUUAAUGGAAAGAACGUCAUCACGGAUUACACGUGGCCGGACAAAGUCGUUUGGCACGGCUCGCAUGCAGAGGGCGAGCGGGCCAUGGAUACGUACUGCGACGCAUGGCAUUCGUCGAGCGCCGACAGAUACGGCCUGGGCUCGCCGCUGACCAGCGGCCAAAUUCUCGAGCAGCGUCGCUAUCCGUGCGACAAUACGCUCGCCCUGCUCUGCAUCGAGGUGGCCAGCGAGCCGACCACCAAACGUCGAAAGCGCUCCACGCCCAACGAGUUCGACUUUGCCGAGGAGGAAAAAGACGGCGCCUCGAACAGCGACGACAACGACGACGAGGACGUGCUCAGCGAGGACGAAUACGCUCAGCACUUGGACUUUAUCGGGUUGCGUUAAAGCCGAUUCGCGUGUAGCUGAGCUCGCUGUAUGAUCGACGCUGCGACGAGCGAAUGAUUUCGGCUAUAACUCCCGCGAGUCGUCGCCCAAGAGAUCCCAUCCAAUUAAAAGAGACAAUUAAUUGAGUUUCAAACGAACAAGAAGUGAAUCAUUAGUUGUGAAUAUGCUAAUUAAAGCUCUCAUCGAUUACUGCCGAUCAAUUUUUUUUAUUACCUCUCGCUAUAUAAGUUUAAUUAACGAAACACACACACACUGCCGUGUACGCAUGAUUCCAAAUACUUAGACAAUGUUUGACAGUUUACCGCGUGAAUGUGGCUCGACUGAAUGAAUCUAACAAGCUGUAUAAGUGGUCGAAACAUGCCCCCUAACGAAGUUGCCGUACUCUAAUUACCAGAAAAUCAUGAAGCGUAUAUGUAUUGAUAACUUCCCGACGACGACGACGACGACGACGACGACGACGAUGCGACGAUAGUGACGGAAUAUUAGAAGUUUAGAAUACGAAAAAAUGUUUAUCCACGAGGCUGACUCUAAUAUCGAUGACAUUUGAAACAAUAUCUCAGAUUCAUUCAAUAGAGUAUUAAAAUUAAUCAUUAAAAUCAAAACUGAUCACUCAAUUUAUUAAUUGUUGCUUUAUUGGCCAAUUAGCCUUUGACGAUUCAAUCAUUUCAUAUUAUUGCAACGAAAAAUCAAUAGAGUUCGAUCCCCGACUCCUUUACUGGCCCGUGUUUACGCAGCAUAACUUACGUAGAAUGUGCUAGAUUUAAUAUUUAAAAUUAAGAAAUGCUAAGUACGCAAAUAUCCAAAGUGACUCGUGCAAUUUUAUAAUAAAAAUAAUUAUAUCGAUGUUCUAAAAAAAACUUACUGUUGCAUAUCGUUUUUCUUUUGUAACAUAUCAAAUAAACCAUCUUCUGGGUUAUCGGUAGUUUAGCCAGUGGAGCAUUUUGAAAUAAAUUUAUAACACGAUGUAUUUGAAACGAAAGGUUGAUGUUUAUAUAAAAAAAAAAUAAAAAAACAUUAAAUAAAGUACU